AUGUUGCAUCGACGCGUAGCACUUGACGUCAGCGCAAUAAAGUCGGUUUCCGUUUGGCAGGAAUCCCUCGGCGGGGUCUACGGUUCGACGGGGGCGUCGGGGGCGGAAGGUGGGGAGAGACGGGAGGGGGGCAAGCGCGGCCGAAGACCCGGCAGGAAGGCGCAACUCGAUAAACAGGACAUGAAAGCCAAACUGGAGCGCAGCAGGCAGUCUGCGCGCGAGUGCCGCGCCCGGAAGAAACUCCGCUACCAGUACCUGGAGGAGUUGGUGGCAGACAGGGAGCGAGCAGUCAUCGCGCUCCGUAAGGAGUUGGACAAGUACUACAAAUGGAACCUCGAGCUGGAUCAGGGGCGGAUGCCCGAGGGCCUCGAGACGAUGAUGAAGGAGCUGGGCGGGGUGAGCCAGGAGGAGAUUAAGCAGUUC
This is a messenger RNA of Iphiclides podalirius (scarce swallowtail), 423 nucleotides long. The record is from the annotation of a GenBank genome assembly. NCBI's taxonomy places the organism in Eukaryota, Metazoa, Arthropoda, Insecta, Lepidoptera, Papilionidae.